This is a messenger RNA of Cuscuta europaea, 2606 nucleotides long. The record is from the annotation of a GenBank genome assembly. NCBI's taxonomy places the organism in Eukaryota, Viridiplantae, Streptophyta, Magnoliopsida, Solanales, Convolvulaceae.
ACCCAACGUACGAAACAUCAUUGAUAGUCCGUUUUUUUACCAAACUCAAAUACUCAAUCAUUUUUGUGCUUAAUUUUAAGUCCUUAUUCUCCAGAGACAGCGAGAGAGAGAGGAGAUUGGACGGGAGGAGUGGAGCUGAGAUUCUCUCUUUCUUUCUUAGACUAGAAGAGAGUCUUUGAUUUCCUAAACCUUCAGUUUCCUUUAUUGGAUUGCCAGACCAAAUUAUCAGCUGCGAGGAGACUAAUCCCCAGAUUAGUCAGAAAACAGGGGUCUUCUUGGCAUUCCAUUUCUCUGUCUCUAUGCUGUUUUUUUUUAAUUUGAGGUAUAUUAUAUAUUUUGGAUGCAGUGGUUUCCAAUCACUCUGCAUUUGUAAUUGAAUUUUCUAAAAUCCAACACCAGUACAACUAUAAUACUCAUGGGGGGAUUAGAUGAUCAUGUUGCCAUGAUAGGAGAUUUGGUGCCUCCUAGUCCGAGUCCAAGGGCAUUCUUCUCAUCAAUCCUUGGUGUUGAUCUUGGGUCAAGGCCAGCUGCUGAGCAUACAAGGGAGAGUAAAUCUGGGACUCAUGUCUCAGAGCCUGAAGGGUAUGCUUCAUCAAAAUAUGGUGAUGUGAAAAGUUCUGCCCAAGCUGGUAAUGAAGAAGCUAUGUUGAGUUCAUUCUCCAAUCAGAAAGUGAGUUGCAGUGGAGGUCUCUUGGAAAGGAUAGCUGCUAGGGCUGGAUUCAAUGCCCCAAGGCUAAACACAGAAGGCAUUCGAGCAGCUGCUGAUCUUUCACAGAACCAAGCAGUUCGGUCUCCUUACUUGACAAUUCCUCCUGGUCUCAGUCCAACAACCCUACUAGAUUCCCCUGUUUUUGUUUCAAAUUCACUGGUACAGCCAUCUCCAACAACAGGGAAAUUUCCAUUUCCCUUGUCAGGUGACAUUCAGAAUUCAUCGUUGUGCAGUGAGGCUUCUGAUAAAAGCAAGGAGUUCUCUUUCGACAACAACAAUUUGUCUACCUUUGCUUUCAAGCAAUUCAUUCCAACCGGCACUUACCUCUUUCCGGGCACAUUAAACAAAGUUCCUCCAUCCGGUUUAAUACAUCAAUCCUCUCUCUGCGUUCAGAGUUCAAUCCAAUCAGAAAGGUCUCACGUCCCUCCCAAUGUAGAGACUGCUCAAGUUUAUCCACAGAAUGGAACAUUUCAACAGCGUAAUUCUCCACCUCUUGAUGAGGAUGCUGAUGAAAAAGGAGUUGGAGAUUCCAGUAGUCUUGGUGGUUCCCCAGCUGAGGAUGGCUAUAACUGGAGAAAAUAUGGGCAAAAGCAAGUCAAAGGAAGUGAGUAUCCACGGAGUUACUACAAGUGCACGCAUUCAAACUGCACGGUCAAGAAGAAAGUGGAGCGCUCUCUUGAGGGUCAUAUUACAGAGAUAAUAUACAAGGGGGCCCACAAUCACCCAAAACCUAGUACAAAAUCUCUACCUGGACCCACAAAUGGAAUCAGUGAUAUGCAAAUAGAAAGUGCAACCAAACAAGCUGGAAACGGAGGUGAUAGUGAUACUUGUAGUUGGAGUAAUGACAAUCUUGAGGUAACAACCUCUGCACCUUUGGGCUCAGAAUACUGCAAUGUAGUGGCCCAAAAUGGUGCACAGUUUGAAUCAGGUGAACCAGUCGACAUGUCCUCUACUUUUUCAAAUGAGGAAGACGAUGAUGAUCGUGGAACACAUGGAAGUGUAUCACUAGGAGCCUACGAGGGUGAAGGGGACGAGUCCGAGUCAAAGAGAAGGAAGCUUGAGAUUUAUCCGGCAGACAUGACUGGUGCAACGAGAGCCAUCAGAGAGCCGAGGGUGGUGGUGCAGACUACCAGUGAGGUUGACAUACUUGAUGACGGUUAUCGCUGGCGCAAGUAUGGUCAGAAGGUUGUCAAAGGGAACCCAAAUCCAAGAAGUUACUACAAGUGCACAAGUGCGGGUUGCAAUGUCAGGAAACAUGUGGAGAGGGCUUCUCAUGAUCUCAAGUCGGUUAUCACCACCUAUGAAGGAAAGCACAACCAUGAUGUUCCUGCUGCACGAAACAACAGUCAUGUUAAUUCUGCAGUACUAAAUCCUCCUGCGCGAACCCAUUUUCACAGUCCUGACCCCUCAGAACUUCACGGCACUGUUCCCAGGUUUGAAGCGCCACUUUCAUUUAGGACACAGCUAGCCAGUACCCCAGGUUUUGGUUUUGGGAUGAACCCUCAAGGUUUAAGCAACAUGGCAAUGAGUGGAUAUCCUGGUCUUCAAUUUAAUCCAUAUCUUGGACAACAACGCCCAAUGAAUGGCAUGAGCAGCUUCAUGCUCUCGAAGGGAGAACCGAAGGUAGAGCCCGUCUCUGACCCUGUCCUGAAUCUCUCUAAUAACUCAUCAGCUUAUCAACAGGUCAUGAGUAGGUUGCCGCUUGGACCCCAUAUGUAAAUUUACACUCUCCCUCAUAUGAGAAGAGAGUAGAAGAAUAUGCCCAAUGCGGCUAUAUAUAUAGCCUAUAAAAAAGAAAAAGGAAGUUUUUGAUUCAAUUUUGUAUCGUUGAUUCCGUUUACCCCUUCUAAACUUUCUUUUUUCUAAAUUAAUAAUUGUUGCCUGUCUUAUUUUCAUU